Neoarius graeffei (lesser salmon catfish) is the source of this 924-nucleotide messenger RNA. RefSeq names its product polycomb group ring finger 1 (gene pcgf1). Gene Ontology annotation, biological process: negative regulation of transcription by RNA polymerase II. Bases 17 to 856 code for a protein of 279 amino acids. Gene Ontology annotation, cellular component: PRC1 complex. The transcript has 10 exons. Lineage: Eukaryota; Metazoa; Chordata; Actinopteri; Siluriformes; Ariidae. Gene Ontology annotation, molecular function: promoter-specific chromatin binding. The record is from RefSeq and is a predicted model, not a curated record.
GGCGGAGCAAGGUCCAAUGGCGAUAGCUAUGCGGCUAAGAAAUCAACUACAGAACGUUUAUAAACUUGAUCCUUUAAGGAACGAGGAAGAAGUGAAGAUAAAAAUCAAGGAUCUGAAUGAACACAUUGUGUGCUACCUGUGUGCAGGAUAUUUCAUUGAUGCCACGACUAUUACCGAGUGUCUUCACACCUUCUGCAAGAGUUGUAUUGUGAAAUACCUCCAGACCAGCAAAUAUUGUCCAAUGUGUAACAUCAAAAUUCAUGAAACACAGCCUUUGCUAAAUCUUAAGCUGGACAGAGUAAUGCAAGACAUAGUUUACAAACUUGUUCCGGGUCUACAGGAAAGUGAAGACAAGAGAAUCAGGGAAUUUUAUCAGUCAAGAGGUCUUGAGCGCAUCAUACAACCGUUAGGCGAUGACUCAUUGCCAGAUAAUACAGGAUUACCGUACACCAGCUUUGAUCACUCUAAAGCCCAUUUCUACAGAUAUGAUGAACAAGUCUCGCUAUGUCUGGAGAGACAAAGAACUGACCCCUGUUUUAUACCAAAACUGUUGAGGCAAAACCAUUCUGUGAUGCUUUUUGAUGCACAGGAAAGCUCGUCGUUAUCUGGAAAAGACAAAAAUAAAUUAACUUUACAGCAGAAGUUUGUGCGUUGCUCAGUACGAGCUGAGGUCAGACACCUGAGGAAAGUACUGUGCCAUCGACUCAACGUGGAGAGGCACCAGGUCCAGAUGCUAUUUAAUAAUGAAUCCCUACCAGAUCACAUGACCAUGAAGCGUCUCUGGUUGUCACACUGGUUUGGAAAGGCUCAACCACUGGUUCUUCACUAUGCCAUCAAGGACAAGAGAGCAAGAUAGGAUAGGAAUAUAGUAUCUACUGAUGUAAAUAUUUUGUAUUUCACAUAUUCUAUUUUAAUAGUUUUUUC